Molecule: messenger RNA, 1168 nt
Organism: Rhodamnia argentea
Lineage: Eukaryota; Viridiplantae; Streptophyta; Magnoliopsida; Myrtales; Myrtaceae
Product: pectinesterase inhibitor 9-like
Exons: 1
Coding region: 28-765 (245 amino acids)
Biological process (GO): negative regulation of catalytic activity
Molecular function (GO): enzyme inhibitor activity
Source: RefSeq, a predicted model, not a curated record
UUUCACUAAAUUAUUCCCCAGAACUAUAUGAACAAAAUUCGCUCUGCUCUGGGUAGCCCAUCAUAUAUUCUUACGACCCUUGACAUUCAGAGUGCCACUCCUCCCCAUCUCUCGCCCCAGACAAAAAUGGCGAAACCAAAACCAUCUCUCUCCUUCUUCUUCCUCCUCUUCCUCUUACUCUCCCUCACCACCACCCCAUCACAAUCCUUCGUCCACAGCCACCCCAAACCAGCUCCCACCAGCUUCAUUGUCUCCUCCUGCCGCGCCACCCGCUAUCCGGCCCUCUGCGUCCACUGCCUCGCCGCCUAUGGCCGUGCCAUCCAACGGAGCGACCACCACCUCGCCCAGGCCGCCCUCAUCGUCAGCCUCGCCCGGGCCCGCUCCGCCGCCUCCUUCGUAGCCAAGCUGUCCCGAGCUCGCCGCAUCAAGCUCCGCGAGCUCCGGGCCGUGAGGGACUGCAUUGAGAACAUGGGCGACUCCGUGGACCGUCUCGCCGAUUCGGUGAGGGAGCUCGGGCGCUCGGGUCGGGUCGCGGGCCAGGAUUUCGCGUGGCACAUGAGCAACGUGGAGACAUGGGCGAGCGCCGCACUGACGGACGAGAACACCUGCAUGGAUGGGUUCGGGGGUCGGGUCAUGGACGGGGACCUGAAGGUGGUGGUGAGGCGGAGGGUAGCGAAUGUUGCUCAGGUGACGAGCAACGCCCUGGCUCUCGUGAACCGGUUCGCUUCCAGGCAUGGGACGGUCACGGCAGCGGGAGAUCCUUGAGUGAAGUAAGAGAAUAGGAUUUACCUCGUACUUUGUCAGUUCUUCUUCCCUUUCUUGUUUUGUGUAAAAUGUGGGAGGUGAGCAGCAGCAGUAGCAGUGUGGUGAGUAUUAUUCCUGGCUUGUUAGACGUCGAUCGAAAUGACAAAAAAAAAAAAAAAAAGAAGAAGAAGAAGAAGAAAACGAGCGAACAUUACAUCACUUGUAGUCUUGGGAGUUACCAGUUGUAAAAUACACUCGCUGUACGUGUUCGAUUCGCCGUGUCAAGAUUUGAUAGUUUGAUGUUCCCACCACUAAUCUGACGUCUUUACUUAGUCCACGACACUCGAAUUUGUUUUUCAUAGUUAAUUAGUUUUGUUUGUAAGUAUUAUACAGGUGAAGUAUGAAGCCACGGUAGAUUUCUGCA